UUUCAAUCAUAUAAUAAGACGGAAGAGUAAACUACGAUUAAGACUAUAACUAAGACUAAGACUAAGACUACGACUACGACUGCGGACUAUUACCUACCUUGAUCAUCAUUACCAUGGAUACAACUGCAUACGAUCAAAAGUUGUUUGACCCCGUCGACCUAUUUGAUGAUACGACCAAUCCACCUCAUUUUGAUACCACGAAUCUAUCUGUAUCACCCAGUAAUAAUGACUUGAUGCUGUAUUCCAUGUAUGGGUCAACCUGUCAACAUCCACUUGAUAUACCAUCCAAACCAAUCUUUUAUCAGUCAUCCUCCGUACCCACAUCCAUUUCCAUGCCUAAUUUUCUUCAUGACUAUCAUUUACCUUCUUCCUCUCCAUCUGAUCUGACUAGUCUUGAUCAUCAUUCCCUACAACCUCAACUUGAUGGUAAUAUGGAUGACUUGUAUGGUCCUUGUCCUCAGUCUUCACCGCCUUCGUAUCUUCAGUAUCUUCAACAGUCACCCUUGUCUUCCCAGCAACAAUCAUCAAAAGCCAUCACCACACCUUUGGAUAUCCUGGAACAUCCAUCUGCCGUAAGCCAGAAAUAUCAUCAGCAACCUAGUAACAGUAACAAUAAUAAUAUGAGUAACAACAAUAACAAUUCAAUGUUGACUUCUAAUCAUUUUCAUAAUGAUAUGAAGCAAUCCCAUCCUCCAGCUUCAUCAAUUGACCUAAAUCAUCUUGCCAUGGACCCACCUUGUGCUUCCGCUUCUCUAGGUUAUCUUGAUACCAAUAAAUCUUCCUCUUGUCAAUGGAUGAUGGAUUCUUUGGAUACUGCAUACAUACCAACCUUGGAUUCUACGUUGAGUUUCACAUGGUUAUGUCAAUCUAAGUGUAAUAUCCAAUAGAAUCAUUCUAAAUUUUUUUUUUCUCCACCAACUUAGGAUGUCAAUUCAUUUGUUGCUGAAAC
Molecule: messenger RNA, 949 nt
Organism: Halteromyces radiatus
Lineage: Eukaryota; Fungi; Mucoromycota; Mucoromycetes; Mucorales; Cunninghamellaceae
Exons: 3
Coding region: 114-887 (257 amino acids)
Source: RefSeq, a predicted model, not a curated record